Danio aesculapii is the source of this 2753-nucleotide messenger RNA. It is a transcript of the gene tmc2a, whose product is annotated as transmembrane channel-like 2a. The transcript has 19 exons. Gene Ontology annotation, cellular component: plasma membrane. Gene Ontology annotation, molecular function: mechanosensitive monoatomic ion channel activity. The record is from RefSeq and is a predicted model, not a curated record. Bases 1 to 2688 code for a protein of 895 amino acids. Gene Ontology annotation, biological process: detection of mechanical stimulus involved in sensory perception of sound; vestibular reflex. NCBI's taxonomy places the organism in Eukaryota, Metazoa, Chordata, Actinopteri, Cypriniformes, Danionidae.
AUGUGGAGAGUGCUGAAGGACAAGAAACCCAAAGGCAAGGGAGGUAAAAAAGCAGCAGGCGGUAAGCGAGGUAAAGCCAGUGAGGAUGGUGAGGAUGAAGAUGAGGAUGAUAAACCCCCCAAAAGUCGCCGGGCAGCCAAUAAAAAGAAACCAGCACCAGUAGAUGAGGAAGACAGUGAUGAUGAUAUUCCACAAAGGAGAUCUGCUGGGAACAGGAGAAGAGGAAAUGUGCGAGAGAGAGGAGAUGGAGACAAAAAGAAGUCUGGCAAAAAAGGCAGGAGAGGUGGAAAAAAGAAUGAAAAGGGGAAAGGAAAAGACAGUGACAAAGACAGUGACAAAGAUGAAAAGAAGAAAAAGAACAGUAGUGGUGAUGAAUCCAAUUCAGAUGAAGAGGAGGAGUCCAUGUCUGAAGGAGAAAUGGCCAAACUAAUGGAGGAGGUGGAGGAAAAGAAGAAAUUAAUAGCAAACAUCAGGAACAAGCCCUGGCGAAUGAGAAGACGACUUAAAGUCCUCAAAGAGGCUCAGCAGUUUGUGGAUAAAUUUGAAGGUGCUUUGGGCAAAGGGAAAGGCAGAAAGCUUUAUGCCUACAAAGUUAUGAUGAUGAAGAAAUGGAUAAAGUUUCAAAGGGAUUUUGAAAAUUUUAGAACGGCUUGCAUCCCAUGGGAGCGGAAAAUAAAGGAAGUUGAGAGUCACUUUGGCUCCUCUGUUGCUUCAUACUUUAUUUUCCUCCGUUGGAUGUAUGGCAUGAACUUGGUCCUCUUCAGCUUAACUUUUGGCCUGGUUGUUAUACCAGAGGUUCUCAUGGGACUUCCAUAUGGGUCCAUUCCUCGGAAAACUGUGCCGAGAGAAGACCAAGAUACUGCAAUGGACUAUUCUGUUCUUACGGAUUUCAAUGGUUACUGCAAGUACUCAGUACUUUUCUAUGGCUACUAUAAUAACCAGAGAACCAUUGGCUUCCUGAAGUUUCGUCUCCCUCUGUCCUACCUCAUGGUGGGCAUUGGGACCUUCGGGUAUAGCCUCAUAGUUGUGAUCAGAACGAUGGCUAAAAACGCAGAUGUGGGGGGAGGGGACGGAGAAGACAAUGAGUUCACCUUUGCCUGGAAGAUGUUCACCAGCUGGGAUUAUCUUAUUGGGAACGCUGAGACAGCUGACAAUAAAUACGCCUCCAUCACCACCAGCUUCAAAGAAUCCAUUGUGGAUGAGCAGGAGAACCAAAAAGAUGAAAACAUUCAUCUGAGAAGAUUCUUACGUGUCCUAGCCAACUUUCUCAUCACCUGUACAUUGGGUGGAAGUGGCUAUCUCAUCUACUUUGUAGUCAAACGCUCUCAAGAGUUUCAAAACAUGGACAACCUCUCAUGGUAUGAGAAGAAUGAGCUUGAGAUCAUCAUGUCUCUGUUGGGACUGGUGGGUCCAAUGCUCUUUGAGACCAUCGCAGAGUUGGAGGAGUACCAUCCACGUAUCGCUCUCAAGUGGCAGCUUGGGCGUAUAUUUGCUCUCUUUCUUGGCAACCUCUACACAUUUUUGCUGGCUCUAUUUGAUGAGGUCAAUGCAAAACUUGAAGAAGAGCAGUCUAUAAAAAAUGCCAGCAUUUGGUUCUUGAAGGAGUACUAUGCGAACUACACAGCCAACAACCCAAAUGACACAGGCACUCCACCUCCUAUCGAUCCAGGGGAUGCCAUCAGAGGCCCAUGUUGGGAAACCACAGUGGGAGUAGAGUUUGUGAAGCUGACUAUAUCAGAUAUACAGGUGACAUAUCUGACCAUCCUCAUCGGUGACUUCUUGAGAGCGCUGAUUGUACGUUUCCUGAACUACUGCUGGUGCUGGGAUCUGGAAGCUGGAUGGCCUUCCUAUGGUGAAUUUGACAUAAGUGGCAAUGUGCUUGGUUUGGUUUUUAACCAAGGAAUGAUCUGGAUGGGGGCAUUCUAUGCUCCUGGUCUUGUGGGCAUCAAUGUUCUGCGGCUCCUGUCAUCUAUGUACUAUCAAUGCUGGGCUGUAAUGGCCUGUAAUGUCCCACAUGAGAGGGUCUUUAAAGCUUCUAAAUCCAAUAACUUCUACAUGGGCCUGUUAUUGCUCAUACUCUUUCUGAGUCUCCUACCUGUGGUUUACACCAUUAUGUCUUUGCCUCCAUCAUUUGAUUGUGGACCCUUCAGUGGAAAGGAAAGAAUGUUCGACGUUGUUAUGGAGACCAUUGAUCUGGAUCUACCUGCGUUUAUGGGGACUCUCUUCGGAUAUAUCGCAAACCCCGGACUCAUAAUAGCUGCAGUACUUCUCAUGGUACUGGCCAUUUACUAUCUGAAUUCUGUGUCAGAGGCCUACAAGAACUCCAACAACGAGCUAAAAAAGAAAAUGCAGAUGGCAAGAGAUGAGGAGAAGAACAGACGGAACAAUAAAGACAGCACUAACCAAGUGAUGAAAGACCUAGAGGAUCUGCUUCCUAAUCGCCCUCCAACGCCUCCUUCCCCUCGAGAGAAUAUCACAGAAAAAAACCAGGGCCAGGGUGGAAAAUCUCCAAAAGUUAAACCAGGCACAGCUGGCGGUGUGCAUCUGCAGAAAGAUGUGUCACUCGCAUCAGCCAAUCCUAAUGCACGGGGGCCUGUGACACGAGCGCCAGGCCCCAGGGGUCCUGGACCUCUACCUGGCCAACCAGGGGCAGGUAGGGGUCAAGGUCCACCCCCUAGACGGCAGUAAUGUGUGAUGUUAUUUGUUUUGUCUUGUUUGUCUGUACACUAUUUUUUUUUUCUAGAGAAAGUAAU